This is a messenger RNA of Moneuplotes crassus, 2423 nucleotides long. Lineage: Eukaryota; Ciliophora; Spirotrichea; Euplotida; Euplotidae. The record is from the annotation of a GenBank genome assembly.
AUUUAAUACACGAUAAUGUCAGAAGUAAAGAAAGAUAACAAGAAAGGCAAGUGGAAAACGGACAAAAGCAGGGCAAAGAAGCAGUACAAGAAAAAGAGAUCAACCAGGUUCCAGGAUAUCGAGACUCUUGAUAGAAGAAUCGCCAUCGAGACCCCUUCUCAGAGUGUUUAUUAUUACAAGUAUUUGGAAGGUCAUGAAGAGAAAGAAAGCAGGAAGAAAACAGUUGAGGAAGAAGAAGUAGUUGGCUCGAAGAAGUUUGUGAAGACUAAUGAUACUAGGAAGGUCAAGAUCAGGUUUAAAGACCUUCCUAUAUCUAAUUAUACCUCAAAAGGACUACAGAAUGCUGAGUAUACCAAGAUGACUGAGGUCCAGAGAUGUGCCAUCCCCCAUGCUCUCAAAGGGAGAGAUCUUAUGAUUAGCUCAAGAACUGGGUCUGGUAAAACGCUUGCUUAUUUGGUGCCUCUAGUUGAGAAAUUGUAUCGUCAGAGAUGGUCUUCUCUUGAUGGGCUUGGAGGAUUGAUUAUUGUUCCUGUUCGAGAAUUGGCCAUUCAGGCUUUCGAAGUCCUCAGAUCUUUUGCUGGUCUUCAUGACCUAUCAGCAGGAAUGAUUAUUGGAGGAAAACUAGUCCAAGUAGAAAAGAACCAUAUCGCUAGUAUGAAUAUUCUUGUAGCAACCCCAGGUAGACUUCUUCAGCAUAUGAAUGAGACUCCAUUGUUCGACUAUGAUAAUCUUCAAACAUUAGUAUUAGACGAAGUUGAUAGAAUGCUAGAUAUGGGAUUUGCUGAAGAAUUGAGCCAAAUUAUGAGAAAUCUUCCUAUGGGAAGAACCCAAACACUAUUGUUCUCAGCUACAGCAAAGAAGUCACUUCAGAAGCUGGCUAAGAAUGUGCUCAAGACAGAUUUCACAUAUUUCUGUAUGAAUAGCUAUGACUCAGCUGCUUCAAUCAUGACUGGAGAGAAAGAUGCUGCUGAAGAAAUGAAGGAAGAAGGGAGUGCUAAAGAUCCCAAGUACAUCACCCCAUUGAAGUUAACACAUAAAUACGUCUGUAUCGAGGCUGAACAUAAGCUAGAUACCUUAUUCAGCUUCAUGAAAUCCCACAAAGAAGCUAAGUGCAUCGUUUUCUUCAGUUCGUGCAAGCAAGUGAGGCAUGCUUAUGAAAGCUUCUCUAAACUCAAGACUGGGGCCUCUAUCAUGGAGAUCCAUGGAAGGCAAAAGCAGAUCAAAAGAACAGCUAUCUAUUUUGAAUUCGUAGAGAGAAAGAGUUGCUACCUCUUUGCAACAGACAUCGCAUCAAGAGGGCUUGAUUUCCCUGCAGUUGAUUGGGUAAUCCAAGUCGAUAUCCCAGAAGACACUGACACUUACAUUCACAGAUCUGGAAGAACAGCUAGGUACAAAUAUAAAGGUACUGCUCUUGUUAUGGUUCAACCUCAUGAGAUGAAGUUUGUUGAAAAGCUCGAGCAGAUGAACAUCGAGAUGAAGAAACUCAAGACGAAUCCUAACCGUACUCUCUCGGUCACCAGUGCUCUACAAAGGAUCAAUGCUGAGAACUCAGAUUUGAUGCAUCUAGCUCAGAAAGCCUUCAUCUGCUAUAUCAGGAGUGUCUUCAAGAAUGGAGAUAGAGAAAUCUAUGACGUGAAAAAGAUCAAUCAUGAAGCUUAUGCAGCUAGCCUUGGCCUAGCCACCACCCCUAUCAUCGAGUUCGUAGAAGGAGACGACAAAAAGAGUAGGAAAUCUAAGAUUCAAAAACUCAGAGAAAAGGCCAAACUCAAGAAACUUGAAAAACAAAUGCAAGAAAUGGAAAGAGAACAGGAGAUAAAAGAGGCUGAAGGAGACGAAGAAGAUAUUGAAUUCCAAGAUCAAGAAUCUGACGAAGAUCUCUCUCAACAAGACCAAGAAGAUAGCCUAGAUGAUGAACAAGAACAGCAGCAGGAAGAAGACGAUGACGACCUCUUCGUCUUCAAGAGAAAAAUCGCUCCGGACGAUGACCUUGAAAAUGAGCCUGAGAAAUUUGAGACAAAGACUAAAUUCUCCAAGAACUCGUUGAAGAAGAUCAAGAAGGGUGGUGUCAGCCAAGGGCAGAAUAAGGUGUUUCUUGACAAAGACGGAAAGCCAAUCUCCUCCCUUGAAUAUCACAUCCAGCAGGACACCAUUAAGCUGAAGACAGAGGAUGACCUUGAUGACAAUGUUAAGCCAGAAGACUACUUCAACAAGCUCAAAUCUGAUCUUGACAAGAACAAAGGACUUGAUAACCAGAUCGCCUUAGAUAGACUUAAACAGAAGAGAAUUAAGAGAAAGAGACAGAGACAGGAAAGAGAGCAACUCAAAGAGGCAGCAAAGUAUGAAUCAGCUUCUGAAGAGUUUGAAGAAGAAGACACUCACAAACGGGCUAAAUAUAAUGAAGAAUAAAAGAAUCCUUAUUUCAA